This is a messenger RNA of Coregonus sp. 'balchen', 4005 nucleotides long. The record is from the annotation of a GenBank genome assembly. Lineage: Eukaryota; Metazoa; Chordata; Actinopteri; Salmoniformes; Salmonidae.
AUGCCGCGGAGCAAAGAGCCAGAAAUCUUCACCUUUGAGCGGAUCCCAGCUCAAGAGCCACUGCGCUAUACGCCAGUGCGCCAGCGAAAGAAGAACACCCGUGUACAGUACCCAGCCAAUGUCCGAAAGUACCUUCCACCUGCCGAGAAGAGCGCUGCCAAGCGCUGGCUCGUUGCUCUGUGCCUGGUACUGUUCCUUCAGAUCUACACCGAGGAUGCUUGCAUCGAGACACCGAUCAGCGCCGAGAGCCUUGCCGCCGAGGUACACGAGGAGGCGUCCUUUGGUCCAUACAAGGAGCUACGGUUCCAGUCAGCAGAGGAACAGGCGCGUCAACUCACAGACAGUGUCUCCAACGAGCUCUCUUCUGUCAACUGUCAGGAUCAACUUGUUGGUGAGCAGAGUGACAACACCUGGAGCAAGCUGGUCAAUACAACGUGUCCCAGCUGGGAUGCCGAGACGAAUCGCAUGCACAAGCAGAGCACAAGGAACAGCUACGUGGUAGCCUUCCUCUACCCGGCAGUUUAUCACAGACUGGGAUCUGAGAAUUGAAAGAACUGAACUGGUUUUUCAGCUCAAGCCUUGUCAUUAAGAUGGAGCCGGGUUCAAUGGCUUUGGUUUGGAUAAAGUGAGCGAGCUGCCUCUGUCCGGGCGCUGCCAGGCCGGGAGCUCAUUCAUCAAGGCGCUCGCUGAAGCCUCACCAGAGUAGCCUGCAGUAGCUGCUGUAUUUGGAGAUGGCGAGUGAAGCGAAAGAAAGAACAUGUUACUUAUAGGACAAUUUUGAAGGACUGACUGGCUGACUGUUACAAUACUGGACUCAAACUUGAAUAUAGAAAAACUUGAAUUAUAUUUUAGGUUCACAUUUGCAAUGAUGUACUGUAAAAGUCAAACUUAGCACCCUAACAUGUUGGUAGCUGUAUGGCCAAAACGUAUAGGCCUACAGUAUUGAAGUGAUAUUUGUAAUACUAUGAUUUACUUUGUGGAAGCCUAGUACUUGAUAUUGAGACUAAUAUUUUGCUAAACUAUUUAUUUAUGAAGAAUAUUCUAUGAAGUUUAUUAUUUAACUUGUUAUUUAUUUAUAUUGUUCUAAUGAUUUGUUAUUUAAUAAUGAAAUAAAACAUUCUGAAAUGUUCAUAUUGUCUCUUUUCUCAUUCACAUUCAAAAUACGAGGUUUUAUGACAAUCAAUGGCAUAAUUAACUAAGUUAUGCUUUGGACUAGUUAUUUUCCAGUACCAAUUUUAUAGCUGGGCACAUUCAUUUAAACAUACAGUAGGCUUCCUAUCCACUGGGAAGAAUUCCAUAGUUUAUGGAUGCUCAUUGCUAAUCAGAUAACCACAUCAGUUUGGAAACGGGAACCAAAUUGAUUAUUCAAGGAUUUUAUUUACAGUAAAAUAACUAUCAUGGCUAAUUAUUCAACAAUGGCCCUUAAGCAGAGCUAAAUCAGUGUCUCCCAUAUUUAUUUCCUGGUCUCCAUAGUGUUCUACAUGGGGAAUGGUAUUAGACCAGUCAGGAUAUUGAUUAAAACAUUAAACGCAGGCCAGUCUUGUAAACCAGAACGAUGUGGGAUUCCCUUUCAUGAUGUCAAUGUGCUAUAAUAUGGUAGAAUAUACAUGACAUUUAUCAGAUGCUCAUAUCCAAAGCGACUUACAGUAGGGCAUACAUUUUCGUACGGAUGGCCCCAUCAGGACUUGAACCCACAACCUUGCAAGCACCACGCUCUACCAACUGAUCCAUCACUAUAUUAUACUUUGACCUUCAACAUACCUGCAUAUACAGUUGAAGUCAGAAGUUUACAUACACUUAGGUUGGAGUCAUUAAAACUCGUUUUUCAACCACUCCACACAUUUCUUGUCAACAAACUAUAGUUUUGGCAAGUCGGUUAGGACAUCUACUUUGUGCAUGACACAAGUAAUUUUUCCAACAAUUGUUUACAGACAGAUUAUUUCACUUAUAAGUCACUGUAUCACAAUUCCAGUGGGUCAGAAGCUUAUAUACACUAAGUUGACUGUGCCUUUAAACAGCUUGGAAAAUUCCAGAAAAUUAUGUAAUGGCUUUAGAAGCUUCUGAUAGGCUAAUUGACAUAAUUUGAGUGGAUGUAUUUCAAGGCCUACCUUCAAACUCAGUGCCUCUUUGCUUGACGUCAUGGGAAAAUCAAAAGAAAUCAGCCAAGACCUCAGAAAAAAAAUGGUAGACCUCCACAAGUCUGGUUCAUCCUUGGGAGCAAUUUCCAAACGCCUGAAGGUACCACGUUCAUCUGUACAAACAAUAGUACGCAAGUAUAAACACCAUGGGACCACGCAGUCGUCAUACCGCUCAGGAAGGAGACGCGUUCUGUCUCCUAGAGAUGAACGUACUUUGGUGCGAAAAGUGCAAAUCAAUCCCAGAACAACAGCAGAUGCUGGAGGAAACAGGUAGAAAAGUAUCUAUAUCCACAGUAAAACGAGUCCUAUAUCGACAUAACCUGAAAGGCCGCUCAGCAAGGAAGAAGCCACUGCUCCAGAACCGCCAUAUAAAAAGCCAGACUACGGUUUGCAACUGCAGAUGGGGACAAAGAUCGUACUUUUUGGAUGAAAUGUCCUCUGGAUCUUAUGAAACAAAAAUAGAAAUGUUUGGCCAUAAUGACCAUCGUAAUGUUUGGAGGAAAAAGUGGAAGGCUUGCAAACCGAAGAACACCAUCCCAACCGUGAAGCACGGGGGUGGCAGCAUCAUGCUGUGGGGGUGCUUUGCUUCAGGAGGGUCUGGUGCACUUCACAAAAUAGAUGGCAUCAUGAGGAAGGAAAACUAUGUGGAUAUAUUGAAGCAACAUCUCAAGACAUCAGUCAGGAAGUUAAAGCUUGGUCGCAAAUGCGUCUUCCAAAUGAACAAUGACCCCAAGCAUUCUUCCAAAGUUGUGGCAAAAAGGCUUAAGGAAAACAAAGUCAAGGAAUUGGAGUGGCCAUCACAAAGCCCUGUCUUCAAUCCUAUAGAACAUUUGUGGGUAGACCUGAAAAAGCAUGUGCGAGCAAGGAGGCCUACAAACCUGACUCAGUUACACCAGCUCUGUCAGGAGGAAUGGGCCAAAAGUCACCCAACUUAUUGUGGGAAGCUUGUGGAAGGCUACCCAAAACAUUUGACCCAAGUUAAACAAUUUAAAGGCAAUGCUACCAAAUACUAAUUGAGUGUAUGUAAACUUCUGACCAACUGGUAAUGUGAUGAAUGAAAUAAAAGCUGAAAUAAAUCAUUCUCUCUACUAUUAUUCUGACAUUUCAUAUUCUUAAAAUAAAGUGGUGAUCCUAAUGGACCUAAGACAGGGAAUUUUUACUAUAAUGAAAUGUCAGUAAUUGUGGAAAACUGAGUUUAAAUGUAUUUGGCUAAGGUGUAUGUAAACUUCUGACUUACAUUUACAUUUACAUUUUAGUCAUUUAGCAGACGCUCUUAUCCAGAGCAACUUACAGUUAGUGAGUGCAUACAUUUUCAUACUUCAACUGUAUUAAGUAUAUAAACCCUGAUGAUGAUGACGAUGAUGCUAUCUACUACUACUACUACUCCUACUACUACUACUACUACUACUACUACUAUUACUGAGACUACUACUGCUCCUACUACUACUACUACUAGUAUUACUACUACUACCGCUACUACUGCUACUACUACUACUACUACUCCUGCUACUGCUAUUGAUACUAUUACUUCUACUGCUACUACUACUACUGCUACUACUGCUCCUACUACUACUGCUACUAGUAUUACUACUACUACUACUACGGCUACUACUACAACUACUAUUACUACUACUGCUACUACUACUACUGCUACUACUGCUACUACUACUACUACUGCUACUAGUAUUACUACUACUACGGCUACUACUACUACUACUAUUACUACUACUGCUACUACUACUACUACUACUACUACUACUACUACUACUACUACUACUGCUACUGCUACUACCUACUAUACUCUACCCUACUACUCUACUACUAUUACUACUACUGCUACUACCUCUACUACUACUACUACUGCUAG